ACUCACUCAACAACUCGCUAACCAGCGUUGCAUAGCCCUUAACUUGACAGACGGUACCGAUCGUGGUCGAAGCGGUUUUUCAGCGUCGGUUUAAUUCAGCAGUGAAAAGUGUUUUUUCAGGCUGAACAGCGAGUUUUUCUUCAUCACCCGUUAAAAUCUUUUACAAAGUUCCUGCAACUAAAAAUGGCGGCGGUAGCAGCGGCACAGAAAAAUCGCGAAAUGUUCGCUAUUAAAAAAUCUUACAGUAUCGAGAACGGAUAUCCAGCACGAAGACGUUCUUUAGUCGACGAUGCCAGGUUUGAAACUUUAGUGGUAAAACAAACAAAACAAACUGUUUUGGAUGAAGCAAGACAACGUGCAAAUGACACAUUAGAACCUGAAGUAGAUGAAACACCUAUUCAAAAACAACCUGAACCAAAUACAGAAGAUGAUACUGGAUUAACCGAAGAAGAAAUUGUGCUCGCAAAUGCCAUCACUGAAGGACCUGAGGCCGAAAAAGCCAUCCAGAAAGCCGCCUUAAUCCUUCGUCUACGUGAAGGAAUGAACUCACUAUCGCGUGUACUUAAAGCUAUCGAAAAAUAUCAGGGUAUAGUUCUCCAUUUAGAAACUCGCCCUAACCAACGCGAAAAUGGACAAUUGGAUGCUCUUAUUAAGAUCGAGAUGACCCGUGUUAAUUUACUUCAACUUCUUAAGGGUCUUAGACAAUCAGGAACUUUGGAACAUACUACUCUUAUUGGAGAGGACAAUAUUUCUGCAAAAAACCCAUGGUUUCCAAGACACGCCAGUGAAUUGGAUAGCUGCAAUCAUUUGAUGACCAAGUACGAACCUGAUCUUGAUAUGAAUCACCCUGGAUUCUCUGACAAAGAAUACAGAGCCAGACGAAAAGAAAUUGCAGAAAUUGCUUUUUCCUAUAAAUAUGGGGAACCAGUACCAUUCAUUGAAUACACUGAAACCGAAAAUAAAACUUGGAAUGCAGUAUUUACCACAGUUUGUGAAUUAAUGCACAAACAUGCAUGUGCAGAGUACAGAACAGUAUUCAGAAUACUUCAGGAUGAAGGGAUAUUCAAUCCACACAAAGUGCCACAACUGGAAGAAAUGUCUUGUUUUAUGAAGAAACGCACAGGAUUUACUUUGAGACCUGCCGCUGGAUUACUUACAGCAAGAGAUUUCUUGGCUUCACUUGCUUUCAGAAUUUUCCAAAGUACACAAUACGUCCGUCACACAAAAACACCUUUCCACACCCCAGAACCUGACUGCAUUCAUGAAAUCUUAGGACACAUGCCUUUACUUGCCGAUCCAAGUUUCGCUCAAUUUUCACAAGAAAUUGGUCUUGCAUCACUUGGAGCAUCUGAUGAGGAGAUUGAAAAAUUAUCUACCAUUUAUUGGUUCACAGUUGAAUUCGGACUCUGCAAGGAAAAUGGAGAAACCAGAGCAUAUGGUGCCGGUCUUCUCAGCGCGUACGGAGAACUUCUCCAUGCUCUUUCUGACAAACCUGAACACAGACCUUUCGACCCAGCUAAGACCGCUCUUCAACCUUAUCAAGAUCAAGAAUACCAACCAGUGUACUACGUAGCAGAAAGUAUUGAAGAUAUGAAAGACAAAUUCAGAAGAUGGGUAUCUCAAAUGUCCAGACCCUUCGAAGUCAGAUUCAACCCACACACCGGAAGGGUGGAAGUCCUAGAUUCAGUAGAAAAAUUGGAAUCACUUGCACACCAGUUAAAUACAGAAAUUAUGCACCUUACAAAUGCCAUCAAUAAAAUGAGGGCUCCUGUCAUCUAAAUUAUUGAUAGCGAUAUUGGUUUGGUGAGGUUGGUUUGACUGUGUUCUGAUUCGGGUAACUAAAGGGAUACUUGGCAUCUUUACUUAAGCUGUUUACUUUUAUUAAUAUAAUCAUGUUCUUUGCAUUCAUGUCUCGUAAUAUUAUUACAAGUAAACAAAUUUUCUAAUUGCU
Molecule: messenger RNA, 1951 nt
Organism: Diabrotica balteata
Lineage: Eukaryota; Metazoa; Arthropoda; Insecta; Coleoptera; Chrysomelidae
Source: the annotation of a GenBank genome assembly